Nelumbo nucifera (sacred lotus) is the source of this 2375-nucleotide messenger RNA. Its product is annotated as internal alternative NAD(P)H-ubiquinone oxidoreductase A2, mitochondrial-like. Gene Ontology annotation, cellular component: mitochondrion. The record is from RefSeq and is a predicted model, not a curated record. Gene Ontology annotation, molecular function: NADH dehydrogenase activity. NCBI's taxonomy places the organism in Eukaryota, Viridiplantae, Streptophyta, Magnoliopsida, Proteales, Nelumbonaceae.
GAAGCCAAGUCUACGUUUUUCACUCCCAGCUUUUGUUUGGACAAGAAGCGAGCUUCUUAUUAUUUUCUUUCCAUAUCUUGGUUUCGUGUAAUUAAGCUUCUGAAUAUUCUCUAUUUUGGGUUGUAGCUACUCAUUUUCAGUCAGUUAGGUGCAUUUGUUCAAAAGCAAGCUUGCUCAGCUCACCGGAUUAAGAAUAGCAGAACCUCUUUACCCGCUCGCUGAUACGUAAAAAGGCCAAGUUGAAUUGUUCUGCACCAGCUUGUUAGUGUUCUCUGCAGAAAAGGGUCUGAAGGGAAGAAUUGGGUAUUGCCCUCAGGGCUGCUAACCUUGUUUAACAUGGCAUUGUCGAGGCUUGCGAGGACUCACUCGAAACAGUCAGGAAAAGCCAUUAGCAAUUACUUGAAUGAGACGGGCAUUCUCUGUGAGGCAGCGCCAGCCAGAAAAUAUUACUUCUAUUCUGUCAGCAAUUUUGCAGACAGUGGUAAUCUCAAGCACCUAUCUGGGCUUGGAAAGAUAGAUUUAUUAGUUUUUGGAAGCAGGGGAAUAAGGGUUACUCCCAAAUACCAAUACCCUUCAGCUGAGAGGAUCUUAGAGGUUUCAGAUUCAGAGUAUGGAAACCCAAGAUUGCCAGGACUGGAAGCAACCAGGCCAGGUGAAAAGCCGAGGGUCGUUGUUCUGGGAACGGGUUGGGCUGCUUGUCGGUUUCUUAAAGGGCUUGACACCAAGAUAUAUGAUGCUGUCUGCAUAUCACCAAGGAAUCACAUGGUCUUCACUCCACUGCUUGCUUCAACUUGCGUGGGAACCUUGGAAUUCCGUUCAGUCGCUGAGCCAGUCAGCCAGAUUCAGACUGCAUUGGCAACAUCGCCUAACUCCUACUUUUACCUGGCUUCUUGCCUAGGAAUUGAUACUGAUAAGCAUGAAGUCUACUGUGAGACAGUUGGGAGUGUUGGACUAGCUCAUCAACCUUACCGAUUUAAAGUUGCAUAUGACAAGCUAGUCAUUGCUACCGGCGCUGAUCCAUUGACUUUCAACAUCAAGGGAGUGAAGGAACAUGCAUUCUUCCUUCGAGAGGUAAAUCAUGCGCAAGAAAUACGGAGGAAGCUUCUUCUCAAUCUGAUGAUCUCUGAGAAUCCUGGUAUAUCAGAUGAAGAAAAGAAGCGUCUAUUACACUGUGUUGUUAUUGGAGGUGGCCCCACUGGGGUAGAAUUUAGUGGUGAAUUGAGUGAUUUUAUCAUGAAAGAUGUUCGUGAGAGGUACUCUCAUGCUAAGGAUGACAUCAGGGUGACCCUCAUAGAGGCAAAUGAGAUCUUGUCAUCUUUUGAUGUAGGACUGCGGCAAUAUGCAAUAAAACAUUUGACCAAGUCUGGCGUUCGACUUAUGCGGGGAGUUGUGAAAGAGGUUCAUGACAAGAAGAUAGUUCUGAGUGAUGGGACUGAUGUCCCAUACGGUCUGCUUGUUUGGUCCACAGGUGUAGGACCAUCAGAAUUUGUAAAAUCACUAAACAUUCCCAAGUCCACUGGUGGAAGGAUAGGUGUUAAUGAAUGGUUGCAAGUUCCUUCUGUGGAAGAUGUAUAUGCGUUAGGGGAUUGUGCUGGUUUUCUAGAAGAGACAGGGAAGCAAGUACUUCCAGCUCUAGCUCAGGUUGCAGAAAGGGAAGGCAAAUAUCUGGUGGGGAUGAUAAACAGGAUUGGGCAACAGAACGGAGGCAGGGCUUUCUGUUCGAAAGGCAUUACCUUGGGUGAGCCAUUUGUUUACAGGCAUCUAGGAAGUAUGGCAUCUGUUGGAAGAUACAAAGCAUUAGUUGAUCUGCGCCAGAGUAAGGAUGCCAAGGGCGUCUCCCAUGCAGGGUUUGUUAGCUGGAUGAUCUGGCGUUCUGCUUAUCUGACACGUGUAAUCAGCUGGAGGAACAGGUUCUAUGUAGCUGUGAACUGGGCAACUACAUUUGUUUUCGGCAGGGACAACUCAAGAAUUGGUUGAUAUGGCAUCAGUGAUUGGAUUAGUUAGGUGCCUCGUGGCUGCUUAUCAAGAUAGUCAUUAAUAUUGGCAUCCUCACUUCUGAUUCUAUUUUUUUUUUGUAAUUACUAUUCAUUUCGCAUAUAGAAUUUAUUCAAUUUAUUGAAGCUGAAUACAUCCUUGAUAGCUCAUAGAAAUUUUGGAACGUGGGUGUAGAGUAGGUAGAAGUGAGGAAGGACAUCAAUGGCAAGAGUAAAACAUGACAAAUUGGAAAGUAUCCGAUGGCAACCAUGUGAUUCCGAUUGACAGAAGGAAAUGGGAAGAGGAAGACAUGUGACGCUUAAAAAAGCGUGCAUCAUACCAAUUCUUUAAUAUCUUAGUCUAAUAGAAGUAAUAAGAUUGUUCUUCAUUUUUUUUUCUUA